Molecule: messenger RNA, 6894 nt
Organism: Equus quagga
Lineage: Eukaryota; Metazoa; Chordata; Mammalia; Perissodactyla; Equidae
Gene: ITGA1
Product: integrin subunit alpha 1
Exons: 30
Coding region: 148-3687 (1179 amino acids)
Biological process (GO): integrin-mediated signaling pathway; cell-matrix adhesion; cell adhesion mediated by integrin
Cellular component (GO): integrin complex; external side of plasma membrane
Molecular function (GO): integrin binding
Source: RefSeq, a predicted model, not a curated record
GGCUACUGGGCGCUGCGACCGGCCGGGCCAGAGACUGCGACCCACGGCGGCGGGUGGAGUGGCCCAGAGCGCGCGGCUUCGCGCCGGGUCCUGCGGGGUCCUGCCCUCCGAUCCAGCGCGUCCCCCGGCGCUGCGGCUGCUCUGGCCAUGGCUCCCCGGCGCCGCGCCAGCCCAGGGAUCGCUGUCGCCUGCUGCUGGCUCCUCACCGUCGUUCUAGGCUUCUGCGUAUCAUUCAAUGUUGAUGUGAAAAAUUCCAUGACUUUCAGCGGCCCAGUGGAGGACAUGUUUGGAUACACUGUUCAACAAUAUGAGAAUGAAGAAGGAAAAUGGGUGCUUAUUGGUUCUCCUUUAGUUGGCCAACCCCAAAACAGAACUGGAGAUGUCUAUAAGUGUCCAGUUGGGAGAAGCGAAUCAUUACCUUGCAUAAAGUUGGAUCUACCAGUUAAUACAUCAAUUCCCAAUGUCACAGAAGUAAAGGAGAACAUGACAUUUGGAUCAACUUUAGUCACCAACCCAAAGGGAGGGUUUCUGGCAUGUGGGCCCUUAUAUGCCUACAGAUGUGGCCAUUUGCAUUACACAACUGGAAUCUGUUCUGACGUCAGCCCCACAUUUCAAGUCGUGAACUCCAUUGCUCCUGUACGAGAAUGCAGCUCUCAGCUGGACAUAGUCAUCGUGCUGGAUGGUUCCAACAGUAUUUACCCCUGGAAAAGUGUGACAGAUUUUUUGAAUGAUCUUCUUGAAAGAAUGGAUAUUGGUCCUAAACAAACACAGGUUGGAAUUGUACAGUAUGGAGAAAACGUAACCCAUGAGUUCAACCUCAAUAAGUACUCGUCGACGGAAGAGGUGCUUGUUGCAGCGAACAAAAUAGUCCAGAGAGGAGGCCGCCAGACCAUGACAGCCCUUGGGAUAGACACAGCAAGAAAGGAGGCUUUCACUGAAGCCCGGGGCGCCCGACACGGGGUAAAGAAAGUCAUGGUGAUUGUGACUGAUGGAGAGUCCCAUGACAACCAUCAACUGAAUCAGGUCAUCCAAGACUGUGAGAAACAAAAUAUUCAGCGGUUUUCCAUUGCUAUUCUCGGCCACUAUAACCGAGGAAAUUUAAGCACUGAAAAAUUUGUGGAGGAAAUAAAAUCAAUUGCAAGUGAACCCACUGAAAAGCAUUUCUUCAACGUCUCUGAUGAAUUAGCUCUAGUCACUAUCGUUGAAGCUCUGGGAGAAAGAAUAUUUGCCCUGGAAGCCACUGUGGACCAGUCAGCAGCUUCAUUUGAAAUGGAAAUGUCUCAGACCGGCUUCAGCGCUCAUUAUUCACAGGACUGGGUCAUGCUCGGAGCAGUAGGAGCCUAUGAUUGGAAUGGAACAGUCGUCAUGCAGAAGGCCAAUCAACUCAUAAUCCCCCAAAACACAACCUUUAACGUUGAGUCUACCAAAAGGAAUGAACCGCUUGCUUCCUAUUUAGGUUACACAGUAAACUCUGCCACUGUUUCUGGAGAUGUGCUCUACAUUGCUGGACAGCCACGGUACAAUCAUACAGGCCAGGUCAUCAUCUACAGGAUGGAAGGUGGAGACGUCAAGAUUCUCCAGACACUCAGUGGAGAACAGAUCGGUUCCUAUUUUGGCAGUGUGUUAACAACAAUUGACAUUGAUAAAGAUUCUAAUACUGACAUUCUUCUGGUUGGAGCUCCCAUGUACAUGGGAACAGAGAAAGAGGAACAAGGAAAAGUGUACGUGUACACUCUGAAUCAGACAAGGUUUGAAUAUCAAAUGAGCCUGGAACCCAUUAAACAGACUUGCUGUUCAUCUCUGAAGCACAAUUCAUGCACAAAAGAAAACAAAAAUGAGCCAUGCGGGGCUCGUUUUGGAACAGCUAUUGCUGCUGUGAAAGACCUCAAUCUUGAUGGGUUUAAUGACAUCGUGAUAGGCGCUCCCCUGGAAGAUGAUCACGGGGGAGCCGUGUACAUUUAUCAUGGAAGCGGCAGGACUAUAAGGAAAGAGUAUGCACAACGUAUUCCAUCAGGUGGAGAUGGCGAGACACUGAAGUUUUUUGGCCAGUCUAUCCAUGGAGAAAUGGAUUUAAAUGGUGAUGGUCUGACUGAUGUGACUAUCGGGGGCCUUGGUGGUGCUGCCCUCUUCUGGUCCCGAGAUGUGGCUGUAGUUAAAGUGACCAUGAAUUUUGAGCCCAAUAAAGUGAAUAUUCAGAAGAAAAACUGUCGUGUGGAGGGAAAGGAAACAGUGUGCAUAAAUGCUACAGUGUGUUUUGAUGUGAAAUUAAAGUCCAAAGAAGACACGAUUUAUGAAGCUGAUCUGCAAUACCGUGUCACGCUCGAUUCACUAAGGCAGAUAUCACGAAGUUUUUUCUCUGGAACCCAAGAGAGAAAGAUUCAAAGAAACAUCACAGUUCGAGAGUCAGAAUGCACUAAGCAUUCCUUCUACAUGUUGGACAAGCAUGACUUUCGGGAUUCUGUAAGAAUAACUUUGGAUUUUAAUCUUACCGAUCCAGAAAAUGGGCCUGUUCUUGAUGAUUCUCUACCAAAUUCAGUGCAUGAAUAUAUUCCUUUUGCCAAAGAUUGUGGAAACAAGGAAAAAUGUAUCUCGGACCUCACCCUGGAUGUAUCCACCACUGAAAAGGGUCUGCUUAUUGUCAGGUCCCACAACGAUAAGUUCAAUGUUAGCCUCACAGUCAAAAAUAAAAAGGACAGUGCCUAUAACACCAGGACCAUCGUGAAUUAUUCUCCAAAUCUAAUUUUUUCAGGAAUUGAGGCUAUCCAAAAAGAUAGUUGUGACUCCAACCAUAAUAUCACAUGUAAAGUUGGAUAUCCUUUCCUGAGAACAGGAGAAGAGGUAACUUUCAAAAUAUUAUUUCAGUUUAAUACCUCUUAUCUCAUGGAAAAUGUGAUCAUUCAUUUAAGUGCAACAAGUGACAGCGAAGAACCUCCAGAAGCCCUUUCUGAUAACGAAGUAAACAUUUCUAUGCCGGUAAAAUAUGAAGUUGGACUACAGUUUUACAGCUCUGCAAGUGAAUAUCAUAUUUCAAUUGCGGCCAAUGAGACAGUCCCUGAAGUUAUUAAUUCGACUGAGGACAUUGGAAAUGAAAUCAAUAUUUUCUACUUGAUUAGAAAAAGUGGGCAGUUUCCAAUGCCGGAACUUAAGCUGUCAAUUUCAUUCCCCAACUUGACAUCAGAUAAUUAUCCUGUGCUGUACCCAAGUGGAUGGUCAUCUUCUGAGAAUGCAAACUGCAGACCCAGUAGCCUUCAGGAUCCUCGUGGUAUCAACUCUGGGCAGAAAAUGAUUAUAUCCAAAUCUGAAGAUCUCAAACGAGGCACAAUUCUGGACUGCAGUACAUGUAAAUUUGCCACCAUCACGUGUAAUCUGAUUCCUUCUGACAUGAGCCAAGUGAAUGUUUCACUUAUCUUAUGGAAACCAACUUUUGUAAAAGCACGUUUUUCCAGCUUCAAUCUUACUGUAAGGGCAGAACUUCAGAGUGAAAAUGCAUCACUGGUUUUAAGUACUGGCAAUCAAAAAAGAGAGCUUGCUAUUCAAAUAUCCAAAGAUGGGCUACCAGGCAGAGUGCCAUUAUGGGUUAUCCUCUUGAGUGCUUUUGCUGGAUUAUUGCUGUUAAUGCUGCUCAUAUUAGCACUGUGGAAGAUUGGAUUCUUCAAAAGACCACUAAAGAAGAAAAUGGAGAAAUGAAAUAUUUUACAAGAAAAAAUAAUUAUUCAAUGACCUAUCCUCAGGAGAAGAAAAGAGUUGAAAGUAAGAAAAUAUAAAGGAUGACACGCAGUGAAAAUCAGACCUCCACAGCCACAGAGAAGCUGUUUCACAUUCUCUAGGAAUCUAGAGUCCUGGACUGAUACUGUGAAGGUUAUUCUUUGUAAAUAUUUGUGAUUUCUAUGAUCCAAUUCGAACUUCAAUGAUCCAAUUUGUUCAUUUGUUUUCUCUGAGCACUAGGUUCAUGGAUAAUUUAAUCCUUGAAUACUUUUUGUCAUAAAUGUGCUUGAAAUGAAGCUUCUGGAGGAGAUAUUUUACAAAAUUUGAUGCUUACUCAAACAUAAUAAUUUUACCUACAAAUGCGUAGAUAGAUAGAUAUAUAUCUCCUCUUUUCCUUUUAGAAAAUCAACGUCUAGGCUCAGUUGGAAAACAAAUACUUGCACCAAGAGCAAAAGGUGGUUGCCUAGUACUUGAGUAAAGCUGGGUUGUAGUAGAGGCUGUGAGAAGCCCUGGCUGUAUUCUCUGUCAGCAUCCCCCGAAGGGCCACAGAGGUGCAGUGUGAAUGGCCAGCCCACCAACUUCCAGGCGAUGCGCUUUCAUACAGGAUGACGCCUUUGUCAAACAUGUUGUAAUCUGCUCCAUGCGAAUUAACUGUCUUGGAUUGCACAACACUGAGAAAACCAGGGAAGACCCAGGCUCAGAGCACGGUUAUUGUUCAAAUAAAGAGGCUUCUGGCAGAUCAGUUUUUUAAAAAUAGUAUCCUAGGUACCCUUCAUUUAUUUUCAAAACUUCUCAAGUGCCCCUCCGUUAGUCUUCUCCCCCAAGGGAGAUUUUUGGGGAGACUAUGGAGGAAAAUCUGUUUAAAACGUGUUCUGUUUGCUGUGAAUACUAGCUUCUGCAAGGUGACCAUUUAUACAGGAUUUCAGUCAUAACUUCUUCUCUGGCAGUCUAACGGGAUGAGAUGGUAUAACGUAAUAGGAAUAAAAUGCAGUGCACUUCAGAGAUGGAACAUCUUUAAGAGAUUUGUAAACCUUUACGGAACACCAUCAGCAACUGUACCAAUGGGGGAUCUGGCAGGAUGCAACCGUCUGUUGGGUCUCCAUCAGCACCCUACAAUUCCCAUCCUCACCUAUGGAAAUAAUAAUCCAAAAAAAUGAAAAGAAGGGCUUUAAAAUGCUCACAGUGAUGCUAUUUUUUAACUAAAAUAAACAAUUUAACUGUAAAGAGCAGACUUUUUAAUGCAAACACAGCUUCAAGGUGAGUCCACUGGGCAACCGCUUCCAAUAGGACUACUGACCCUAAAUCCCUCCUACACAGGACUUCUGAGACCACCCACUAGAUGCUGACUCCGCGGUACAUUAUGAAUGCUGCCACUUCCUGAAUGGAAGCACUGCUGUGCAGCAUCUUAUGUAGAACCAUAAAAAUAGACUUAGCAUCUAAUAUUGUAAUCUGGUGAACAAGUCAAUGUCUUUGAUCCUCAUAUUAAAAUUUAACCUUGCAUUUAGACAUUCCAAGUAACAGCCUUUAACUAUCAACCCUGAGGAAACAUAAAGGAGAGUGUGUAGGCUCUUCAACCCCAGUCCCAUUAUUCCCUACAACAUCUGGCACCCCAGAUGUCUAGUUCUUAACUGAUGAGAAUGGAUCCUUCUGCCCCUAUAAAGUUCCUGAGCUUAACUCCUGAACCCACUACAUCCUGGGGUCAGCCCUUCCACAUCAGACACAUCCAUAAGCACUUCUUGGUGAAAUUUUACCAUAACAAAAAAUAAGUGAGGAUGAGUUAUCACUUCUAACCUUGGACUCCAUCCUAUGAGAUCAGCUUUUGUUUUCUUUUCUUUUUUAAACACAUCAAAACCUUUCGCCCGUAGCUAAUGAGUUCAGAACUUUACAUAAGGCGUCCUUGCAUUUUCCUCCCAGCACAGACUGGAGAAUUUCAAUGAUUUUAGGAUUGGGCAGCAGGAGCUACAGCCCUUUUACAGGCUCUCUCUGCCUUCUGCCUUCCAGUUGGUUUCUUCUCUUCUCAACUGCACAGCAGGGAUGUUCUGUUUUGACCUGGGGCUUCCUUGGCAAGGUCGUUCAUUCUAAGCCUUGUGCCCCUUACAGGACUUUGAAUGGUAGCUCGUUCUUUGUUGCCAACUUGAGACUUGGAAAUCGUUUAAUUAUCUAACACACCACGGAAAUCAUGGCAAUAAACUCAGGACCAAUGACACUCAUAACUAAUGAUGUUUGAUCUUACCAUAUUUCAAGUCACGUUUUUAUGAAAAAAGACAGUCUGGAAUUUCAGGAGUUCUACAAAAGACUGAGACUCAAUGUUUAAUCUUUUAUUUCAGUUUGACCCAUGCAUAUAGAAUGGGGACAAAAUUUUAAAAAGAAAUCUUCCAAAUGACACAGAAUGUAAACCAGGCGUCCUCUUGAACAAUACCCUGCUGACAAUCCCUGCACCCACCCCCGUUCUUUAAGAGGUGGGAAGAGAUUGGAUGGGGCAAAGGGAGGGAUGUGAUUGUUCCUUUCCUCCACAGAGUAGCCAAGCAGAAGGGUGCCACCACACAGAACACAUCGGUGGCUUCCUGAGAGGUGACAGCAUCAUAGGUCCAGUGCCAGGGGGUAGUCAUCCUGUCGUGCCCCUGAGGCAUCUUGCGAGUCAGAAAAAUGAGCAGGAGAGGAAAUUAAGCUAUUUACCUUUUAUGUAUAUACUUUUACUCCUUGAAUACUGUAAGCUCCCUCAGACCACGUCAUACCCGCCCAUAAUACUAACACAUGUACUUUGCACAUAUAAAUUGAUUAAAUAGAGUAUAUUUUUACUUGUCCAUUAACCAGGGUUAAUUUCCUGGAGUUUAACACACUUUGGGCUCAAGUAAAAACAAUCAUUUGAAGCAACAACAGCUCAGAUCUUCUUCAUACUAGAACCAUGUGACGUGGGACAUCCCCAUACUUAGUCUUGAAUUCUGAGACACCCUCUGCCCCUAUUCAGGAUGCAACAGCCUCCUCUCUGCCUUCCUUAUGGGAAACAAUGGCCUCUAAGAAGAAUGCUGUACUGUGUAUUACUACUGUGAGGUUGUAAAAGUGUUAAUGGACAGUGUAAAGAAUUGUAUCCAUUUUACUAAAAAGAAAAAAUGUUGUAUAUAAUAACUACUGCCCUGAAACAUGUAUCAUAGGUACUCCAAUAAACUUUUCUGCACCAUCUAACAUAAA